Molecule: messenger RNA, 1674 nt
Organism: Penicillium olsonii
Lineage: Eukaryota; Fungi; Ascomycota; Eurotiomycetes; Eurotiales; Aspergillaceae
Source: the annotation of a GenBank genome assembly
AUGCGCAGGCUCUCAGAUGCCGGCGACCAGCCGCAAGUCUCAACACCCAAGAGACGUCGAACAGCGCUCGAGCAAUCCAAUGGCGCCUUGAAUGGCACUGCCCCUAACAACGCGCCCUCAAACGGCGACGCCGAGCUCCCUCCGUCAGAGCAGAACCAAUCAACCCCGAAGAAGGCCAAUGGUGUGUCUGCGACGCCGCUGCAACAAUCUGGGCUGAAAACGCCCACUCAUAAGUCCAAGGCUCGAGGCCUGUUCGCUACACCUACCAAGCCCAAAUCCGCAACUGCGGCCACCCCGUCUCGAGUGAAGAAUGCAGACCGCUCGGCAAGAAAGAAGAGCGCACGAGUGCUGUUUGAAAAUGAUGAAGAUGCGGAGUGGGACGGUUCAGAACAACUGGCUGAGGAAAUCUUGCAAGGCGAUGAACCGGAACCAGAGAACCCCGAGCAACCCGUGGCCGAGAGCAUUGAACCCGAGGAGGCCGCAGAGAAGGGAGCAAAACAGCCUAAACGUCGCGCGGGUCGACCGAAGGGCGCCAGGAACAAGCGUUCCCCAACGCCCGAGGGUGAGCUGCCUGCCCAUGAACGAUAUUUCUUCCAGAACCGCGCUGGACCCAAUAAGACAUCCAAUGCAACCCUCAACAAGGUACCGCUGUUAACGCACGAGGAAUACUUUGAAAAACUGGGAAAUUAUGAUGAUCCUUGUAGGGAAGAAAAAGAGUACCUAUUAUCCCUGCAUCACCGGUCUUUCCCGCAGUGGGCAUUCGAGUUCGACGAAGGCUUCAGCAUUUGCCUCUUUGGGUACGGCUCCAAGCGUAAGCUCGUCGACCAAUUCGCAGAAUGGAUGUACGACCACCGUCUAUCGGGAUCCACGAACUCACCCAUCAUUAUCGUCAAUGGAUAUUCCCCUGGUAUCUCCAUCCGAACAAUCUUCGCUACGAUAGUCACAGCUGUGAUGGGUGACAGUGCACCAUCAAAGCUGGGUGCGCAGCCAACCGAAGUCCUCGAGCUCCUGCAAUCUGUUCUCAAAUCUCGCUCAGAGGACGAAGAACCAGUGACUGUUCUGAUCAAUUCAAUUGACGCCCCGCCUCUGCGCCGUGCAGCCAACCAAGCCCUGCUGGCUCGUUUGGCCGCUACACCACGCAUCCGCGUUCUCGUCACAGCCGACACCCCCAACUUCCCUGUCAUGUGGGACAUUAGCUUACGCGACCAAUUCAAUCUAUUGUUCCACGACUGCACUACGUUCCUGCCCUUCUCCGCGGAGGCGGACGUUGUCGAAGAGGUUCAUUCUCUACUUGGUCGCAAGGGUCGUCGCGUUGGCGGAAAGGAUGGUGUCGGCUUCGUGCUCAAGAGUCUUCCGGAGAACGCGCGCAACCUAUACCGCCUCUUGCUUACGGAGUUGAUCACCGGCCUGGAUGACGGCCACCAGUCUGACGACGAAGCCCUGGCCGAAGGUGGCAGGCCUGAGGAAACCGGUAUCGAGUUCCGUAUGCUUUACCAGAAAGCAACGGAGGAAUUUGUCGCCUCCUCAGAGAUGAUGUUCCGAACCUUGUUGAAGGAGUUCCAUGAUCACCAGAUGAUCACUUCGCGCAUGGACGCCAGCGGCAUGGAAAUUCUGGGCGUGCCGCUCUCUCGUGAUGAGAUGGAGGGUGUGCUCGAGGAUCUGGUGCUAGGGUAG